GAUAAUAAUUGGAGGGGUCCCACAAUUCUUAUCAUGGAUAGAAUAGAAACCCCUUUGUCCCUUCCCAAGAUCUAAUCUCCUCUUACCUUUCUUUACAUUAUAGACACUGCAACCCUAAUCUUCAAUUUCUCUUCUUUUCCUUCUUAACAACAAUAAUUAGAUCUCUCUCUUUGAUUUCACUUCAGGGUCAAAUUCAGUGAGGAAUGCCACCAAAAUGGGGAAGAAUGCAAAUUGGUUUUCCAAUGUGAAGAAAGCUCUCAGCCCUGACUCAAAGGAAAACAAACACCAGAAUUCAAGUGGAUCAAAGAAGAAAUGGUUUGGGAAGAAAAAAUUACAGACUCAGGACUCAUACUUAGAAACUGAUAAUGCACCUCCUCCUUCUCCUCCUCCUGAGGAGAUUAUUUUAACCCAUGUUGAGAAUAUUGAAAACAAUCAUGAUCAUGUUGAAGUUGCAACAGAUUUGGAUGCUGAGGUACAUGUUCCUGCUGUUCAAACACAAAUUGCUGAAGUUCAAGUCACUGCAGUUGUUCAGUUUGACAGUAAAGUAAAGGAUGAAGUUGCAGCAACCAAGAUUCAAACAGCUUUUCGCCGAUACUUGGCAAAAAGAGCUUUGCGGGCUUUAAGGGGGCUGGAAAGGUUAAGAUUGCUAAUGGAAGGGCCAGUUGUAAAGCGUCAAGCCAAUAGUACCCUCCGCUCUAUGCAGACGUUAGCUCAUGUGCAAUCGCAGAUUCGUUCAAGGCGGCUCAGGAUGUUAGAGGAGACUCAAGCUCUGCAAAAACAACUCUUACAGAAACACACAAAAGAGCUAGAGAGCAUGCAGAUUGGAGAGGAAUGGGAUGAAAGUCUACAAUCAAGAGAACAAAUUGAAGCGAAGUUACUAAGCAAGUUUGAGGCUGCUAUGAGAAGAGAAAGAGCAAUGGCUUAUUCGUUCACUCAUCAGAAAAAUGGGAAGAAUUCAUCGAAAUCUAUUAACCCAAUGUUCAUGGAUCCAACCAAUCCUACUUGGGGAUGGAGCUGGCUGGAACGUUGGACGGCAGCCAGGCCGUGGAAGAGCCAAAGCCUAAUUGAAAAAGAGAAGAACAACAAUUCAGCUGUAAAAAGUUUAAGCCGCGGCAUUACCAGCGCUGAAAUCAGCAAAUCAUUUGCUCGUUUCCAGCUCAAUUCCGAAAAUCAUUCUCCAACAGCCAGCCAAAAUCCAGGUUCGCCGAACUUCCAUUCAAAUUCAAAGCCUCCCAAGCCAGCAGUUGGCAAAAAACUGAAUAAGGCAAGCCCAAAGGAGAGUUGUAUUAUCGAUGAUGAUACCAAAAGCAUGAUGAGUGUGCAGUCGGAGCGAGUUCGGAGGCACUCCAUUGGUGGAUUAACAGUGAGGGAUGAUGAAAGCCUUGCAAGCUCUCCAUCAGUUCCAAGUUACAUGGUGCCAACUAAAUCUGCAAAAGCUAAGUCCAGGUUGCAAAGUCCAUUAGCUGCAGAGAAUGGAACAGUACCAGAGAAAGGGUCCGUUGGAACUGCAAAGAAACGGCUUAGUUUCCCGGCUUCGCCUGCCAGAUCAAGGCGGCAUUCAGGUCCACCGAAGGUAGAAAGCAGCUUAAUUGCAGAAAUUACUGUUGGCAGUGGUGUGGCUGGUUGAUUAUAUAAUAAUCAGAGGAAAAAGAAUGCAAAGCACUCCUUUAGUGUUGGAAUUAUAUCAUGGAAGAAAUAAGACAAAAGUUGAUUUGAAGUUUCCAUUUUUUAUUUUAUUUAUUUAUUUAUCCAAAUUUAUGUGUAGCUUAUCAUUUCUUUGAGGUUGUUGAUUUGGGGGGUAAAAUCUGUUUUCUUACCGUGUUUAUCAAUUUGUCUUUUCAUGAAUUUAUUUGAUUACAAAUGUGGUUCAUGAUGGUAUUAUGGCAGAAGAACAAGUCAGCUGUCGAAAAUCCUUUGGGAACUUUCCCAUUUGGAACUAUUAUCAUUUUAUUUUCUUCAUUCUUGUGAUAUAUAAUGUAUAUUUAAUUACAUUGUCGUAA
Molecule: messenger RNA, 2000 nt
Organism: Cicer arietinum (chickpea)
Lineage: Eukaryota; Viridiplantae; Streptophyta; Magnoliopsida; Fabales; Fabaceae
Product: protein IQ-DOMAIN 2
Source: RefSeq, a predicted model, not a curated record